UUAACAAAAUGGCUGCGCCUAUGAGGGUGCGGGCACCAAGGUUGUGUCAGAUUUGUAAAUGUUUUCCGUCAUCCUUUUUACGGUGCUCGUCAUCUACAACGUCCAAAAGGAAAUGGGAAGGUGUUGUGGGACUAGAAAUCCAUGCUCAGAUUCUUGCAGAAAGUAAACUCUUCUCUGGAGCUUGCACUAAGUUUGGUGGGACUACAAAUAAUCAAGUAUCUCUGUUUGAUGCGGCCUUUCCUGGAACUCUUCCUGCUAUCAACAGGAGAUGUGUAGAGGCGGGGGGCCAGACUGCUCUUGCUCUCAACUGUCAAAUAAACAAAGUGUCAAAGUUUGAUCGUAAACAUUACUUCUAUGCAGACCUGCCAGCUGGUUACCAGAUUACUCAAUUGAGACAGCCUCUAGCCAAACAGGGAUCCCUCAGGUUUCCCAUUUUAAGAGGAGACAUCUCUCCAAAAUGUCCUUUAGAUUAUAUGACUGUGAGACUGGAACAAAUACAGUUAGAGCAGGAUAGCGGGAAGAGUAUUCACAAUGAGGAUGAUAAACAGAGUCUUAUAGAUUUAAACCGGGCAGGGGUUGGACUUAUGGAGAUAAUUACAGCCCCUGAUCUAAGUUCUGGCUUGGAAUCUGUGUCAUUUCUUCGAGAACUCAUUGGAAUUCUUACCACAGUAUCUACCUGUAACUGCAAAAUGGAAGAGGGAUCAUUUCGAGUGGAUGCUAACAUCUCAGUUCAUCAACCUGGAGAACCUCUCGGUACUAGAGUAGAAGUGAAAAACCUAAACAGUAUUCGAAGUGUAAAAAAUGCCAUAGACUAUGAAAUAAGGCGCCAAAAACAGCAGUUACAGCAAGGCAAGCAGAUUAUCAACGAUACUAGAUCUUGGGAUGUAUCUGCAGGGCUCACCCUUCCUAUGAGAGACAAGGAAAUAGAACUGGAUUACAGAUUCAUGCCGGAGCCAAACCUGCCACCACUGCAUGUGUACGAUAACACCUCUAUUCCCGCAGGGCUUAAUCCCUCACAGAUAGUUAAUAUAGACGUCCUCCAACAGCAGUUACCUCCCCUACCCGCACAACAGAAACAAGAUCUAGUGACAACUUAUGGUUUACCAGAAUUAUAUGCACAUCGUAUCGAGGUAAAACCAGGUAUGAGAGAUUAUUAUAAAAAGGUUGUCGAGGCCAGACCUAAAGAUCCAAUAUAUAUAGCAGUUCGUAUGAUGGGAGAACUGCUAGGUGAAAUGAAUAAAAAAAAGCUGGAAUUCAACGACAUAACAUGUAGCCCGGAAACCUUUGGUGAGGCCUGUGACUUACGUAAACUAAAUGCAAUGACAACGAGAGAAUUUGAAAAGGUUGUAGAGGAUUUGCUGGAGAAUCCACCAUCGGAAACACAUUUAAAUCGUAUCAGGAAAAGAUUACUUAUGGGAAGCAGGGACUCUGAUGAGCAGCUAGAGAGUAUCUGUCGUCAGGUCCUAGAGGACUUUGAACAGGGAUCACAUCUGAAAAAUGCAAAGCUUAAACGAAAUCCGGAAAAGUUGUUGAUUUUCUUGGCUCAGCAGGCUACAAAGAAAUCAGUUGAGGUUCGUUUUGUUCAUGCAAGGACAGUUUUCAAGAAGCUUUUGAAUAAGGAAUGACUUAAAAUCCACUAUUUGACAAGAGCCAUCAUUCUUAUUCAAACUGACCGAGAGGAAAAUUGUGAAAGAAAAAAACAUUGUUAAAAGGUGUUCUAAAUUCAACAUAAAAUGAAGGAACAUUGUAAAAUGUGUUCAAAAUUAAACGUGAAAAAAAAGACAUUGUAGAAAAGUGUGAACAAACAGCUGAACACGGGUGGUCCAAACUCAAAAUAAAAUUGAAUUUUAUCUAAACAA
Molecule: messenger RNA, 1859 nt
Organism: Mizuhopecten yessoensis (Yesso scallop)
Lineage: Eukaryota; Metazoa; Mollusca; Bivalvia; Pectinida; Pectinidae
Product: glutamyl-tRNA(Gln) amidotransferase subunit B, mitochondrial-like
Exons: 12
Coding region: 9-1625 (538 amino acids)
Biological process (GO): glutaminyl-tRNAGln biosynthesis via transamidation; mitochondrial translation
Molecular function (GO): glutaminyl-tRNA synthase (glutamine-hydrolyzing) activity
Source: RefSeq, a predicted model, not a curated record